Rhipicephalus microplus (southern cattle tick) is the source of this 928-nucleotide messenger RNA. Its product is annotated as sarcospan. Gene Ontology annotation, cellular component: dystrophin-associated glycoprotein complex; sarcolemma. The record is from RefSeq and is a predicted model, not a curated record. Lineage: Eukaryota; Metazoa; Arthropoda; Arachnida; Ixodida; Ixodidae.
UAUAUGCAGAUAGCCAGUUUUGCCUUGAGCAGUGUCAGCGGUGUGCUUUGCCUGGUGGCUGCUGCUUUCCUGGUGCUACACGUGGUGCUCUAUAUCGACCGGUACACGCUGUGCAGCGACGAUCCAGUGCGUCGCCAGUGCCUGUGCUACCUCGCCGAAGCAUCGACACGCUUCUACCGAUACGAACGAGUCACAUGCCUGCAGGUCAACAGCACCGUCAAGGGCCUGUUCUACACGAUGGCCACAGUGGCGGUGCUGGGUGGCGUGUGCAGCCUGUGGUACCUGACACUUUUGUGGAGCAGCAGAUACGUGUACUUCAACGCAGGACUACGCCGCACGUUAGGCGACCCGGGAGACCUGGUUGGCGAGCAGUAUUCCGCUUCCGACCACAAUGAUGCAGCACCAGAGCAGCUAACUGUGUCGUGAACUGCGGAACCGCUGCGUGUGAUCCUUCUUUGCUGUAUCAUGCAACUGUGCCAGGAGAGCUGUACCGCCGAAGAUGAGUUCAAUACAAGUUCAACAAACAUCAUGGCCUUUGCAAAACAUGACCACAGUUCAGCGUCAAAUUUUUUAGGCGAUUGCGUUAAAGAGCUCGUUUCGCAGAAAUUUUUAUGUCGACGUCAGCGUCCUCAGUUGUGUGCCAAUAACUGACGUUGUUGGUGAGCUUCAAUUUGAGGUAUACAUGCAUAUAGAUAACGUAUAAAACUGUUUCAAUCGAGUAGAAAUAACCCGGACCUUCUACCUGACAAAGAGGUGUCUACCGAAAACCAUCACAUAAGUACUUAGCACGAUAGCGUUUCACAGAUCGCUUGGCUUAAUUUUCGGUGUCACUGUCGGUUGUCGCCGUUAAUGACUGGGUGCGAAAAAUCAACGUUCUGCAUGAGCGAUAAGUCAAGAUAUGUGCCAAUAAAGAAAUAAUUUUCAGUUC